CCAGCAUCCACUACGGACUAGGAGAAGAUUUACCGGUGAGUAAAAUCUUAUUUUCCAUAAUGUAUUUUAUUUCCAGCAGGUGGACACACAAGCAGGAAUAUUUCAGAAGGACAUCUAAUGUUAUCCCCGGAUUGUGACAUAAAAGAUAAUGACAGUAGACAGGAUUCUCCAGGAGAUAACCCCAUUACCCCAAUUAUACAUCCAGCUCUAUCAGCUGAUCCCUCUGAUCCUGGGAAAUGUUCUCCUGAUCACUCUGAUAUUGGAGCAUUUGUUACAGCUCUGAGAUUAGAUACAGUGUUUCCCUGUUCUAUAGAUGCCAAAUGUUUUACACAGAACACAAAGCCUAUUACCCAUCAUCCAGCUAAGGCAGGUGAGAGGCCACUGAUAUGUUUUGAGUGUGGGAAAUGUUUUACAAAGAAAUCAGCUCUUGUUACACAUCAGAGAAGUCACUCAGGUGAGAGGCCGUAUUCCUGUUCUGAGUGUGGGAAAUGUUUUACACAGAAAUCAUCUCUUGUUACACAUCAGAGAAGUCACACAGGUGAGACGCCGUGUUCCUGUUCUGAGUGUGGGAAAUGUUUCGCAUUUAAAUCAGUUCUUGUUAAACAUCAGAGAAGUCACACAGGUGAGAAGCCGUUUUCCUGUUCUGAGUGUGGGAAAUGUUUUGCAUGGAAAUCACAUCUUGUUACACAUCAGAGAAGUCAUACAGGUGAGAAGCCGUUUUCCUGUUCUGAGUGUGGGAAAUGUUUUACACAGAAAUCAGCUCUUGUUACACAUCAGAGACGUCACACAGGUGAGAGGCCGUUUUCCUGUUCUGAGUGUGGGAAAUGUUUCGCAUUUAAAUCAGUUCUUCUUACACAUCAGAGAAGUCAUACAGGUAAGAUGCCGUUUUCCUGUUCUGAGUGUGGGAAAUGUUUCGCAUUUAAAUCAGUUCUUGUUCCACAUCAGAGAAGUCACACAGGUGAGAAGCCGUAUUCCUGUUCUGAGUGUGGGAAAUGUUUUGUACGGAAAUCAGAUCUUGUCACACAUCAGAGAAGUCACACAGGUGAGAGGCCAUAUUCCUGUUCUGAGUGUGGGAAAUGUUUUGCACAGAAAUCAGCUCUUGUUAGACAUCAGAGAAGUCACACAGGUGAGAAGCCGUAUUCCUGUUCUGAGUGUGGGAAAUGUUUUGCACAGAAAUCAAAUCUUGUUACACAUCAGAGGAGUCACACAGGUGAGAGGCCAUUUUCAUGCUGUGAGAGAAAUAAAUCCGCUCUUGUUGAACACAUUAGACAUUACCCAAGUACGGAACCAUUUACAUCUUCUGGAGUAUAAUUAUCACUGUCAUGCAAUGUUCCUCAAGGAUGAAUCCUAUCUCCAAUGCUUUAUAAAAUAUACAUGCUACCACUGGGUGAUAUAAUCAGACAUCAUGGCCUGGUCUAUCACUGCUAUGCUGAUUACCUGCUUUUUGCUCCAUGUACUGAGAACCUAAUACCAAUCCUAAAUGGUUGUCUAGCUGAGCGCCAUGGGUGGAUGAUACCAGUUUGCUGUGAUUCAGUCUUUGUGAAACAUAAUAGAAGCUCACCAACAAAGGACAAGACUUUACCAACCAUCUGGAUUUAUGCUUUGGUGCUCAGAAUUGAAAAUACUGAACAUGUGCUGAAUCUUUGUGUUGUCCUGGUAUGUGGCUGACACAUACAUCAGGUAUCUGCCACAUACAAAUCCUCAUUCUUCCAUCUGUGGACCAUAGCCAGAAUCAAGCACUUGAUUCCCUCAGAAGUUCAUAGACUACUGCAAUGCCAUCUACCUGGGUCACCCAGCAAAAGAAUUACAGAGCUUGCAGCUAGUACAGAAUGCAGCAGCCAAGCUGUUACCUAACCCGUUCCUGCCACAUAACACCAAUUCUCUACUCCCUUCACCGGCUGCCUGUAAGAUGACAAAUCUAUUUCAUAAUUGGCUAACUGACCUUCCCAGCCCAACAUUACAUGGUCCAAGGUACUAGAAGCAGCUCCUGCCUCCUUACUGCCCUGCUUGCUUGCUUCUACAGAUGAAGGACUGUUACCGACAGUACCAAGAAUCUCCUGUCAUUCAUUUAAGGGUUGAACUUUAGCUUUGCAGCCUUGACCAUGGAACUCACUGCCUUGCACAGUCCAAGAGGCCUGCACUCUAGAGACCUUCACAAGCAGACUGAUGACUGUUACUCACGCUUUUCAUUAAUGUACCUCUAUUUCUCAUACGUCCUAGAGGAUGCUGGGGAUUCCAAAAGGACCAUGGGGUAUAGACGCAUCCGCAGGAGCUUGGGCACACUGUAAAGACUUAAACUGGGUGUGAACUGGCUCCUCCCUCUAUGCCCCUCCUCCAGACCUCAGUUAGACUUUGUGCCCAGGAGUGAUGGGUCACACACUAGGGGAGCUCUACUGAGUUUCUCCAUUAGCUCCAGAGGGUUCGAUCACUUGGUGCGCCUAGCUGCUUGUUCCCGGAGCCACGCCGUCAUUCCCCUCACAGAAGCCAGAAGAAAGAAGCCAUGUGAGUAUGAGAAGAUCAGAAGACUUCAGUGACGGCAGAAGACUUCAGUAACGGAGGUACAGUGGUAGUGCUGCUCUUCAUGCUCCCACACACCAAAGGCACUCACAGGGUGCAGGGCGCUGGGGGGGGGGGGGUGGAGCGCCCUGGGCAGCAUGUUACUGGUCUGCUUAAUGUGAACAAUUGGCAAAAAAAAAAAAGCAUUUAGGUGCCGAGGCACCGUGGUUCAUCCCCCGCCAGUAUACUUGAAUUAUUUCCCCGACACCGCUUAUACGGGUGUAGGGCGCGCGGGGGGGAGCGCCCUGAGCAGCGAGUCAGUUUUAAAAGUUCUUCCUCGCACUGCCGGGGGCUCCGUAUACAGACCCCCGCAGGCGCGUUAGGCCGUGGUCCCCGUCGGCCACCAUGGGUACAGGGCGCCGGGAGGUGGUGGCGCCCGGGGCAGCAUAGAUAGUUAGAGCUCCCGGGCGCCGCACACGGGGACCCACCAUGAGAGUGGCGGGUGCGCGAUGCGCCGGAACUCCCGCUUCCCGAACGUUGUCUGGGGUGCAGGGCGCGCAGGGGGGGUCCUGAGCAGCAUGGUGCUGAGUGUGUGUGUGUAUAUAUGUAUGUGUGUGUAUGUAUGUGUGUGUGUGUGUGUAUAUAUAUAUAUAUAUAUAUAUUUGUGUGUGUAUGUAUAUGUGUGUGUGUGUGUGUGUGUGUGUGUAUAUAUAUGUAUGUGUGUGUAUAUAUAUGUGUGUGUGUGUGUGUGUGUGUGUGUGUGUGUGUGUGUGUGUGUAUAUAUAUAUAUAUAUAUAUAUGUGUCGUUACCCUAUAUUUAGUACUCGGCCGAGAGGGGCGGAGCUUAGCCUCACACACUGAGUCGGCGCCAUUUUUCCCUGCUGUCCCCGCCAAGAACAAACAGUGGGGAACGCAAUGUUUGGACUCUGUUGCCCUCCCAGAGGUGUAAUCUCCCUGUGUAUAGGUUCCCCCGGCUCAAUAGAGGGUUUUAUUUAUAUUUAUAUAUAUAUAUAUAUAUAUAUAUAUAUAUAUUUAUUUUUGUCGAGCGGGCUUAAGUGCGCCGGGAAGGGGCGGAACUUAGACCUCACAGAGGGGUCAGCGCCAUUUUCCAAAGUUCCCCACCGGGACUUGCUGUAUACUAAGAAGGAAGGGGGGCACAGAGUGUUUUAAUGCUGUAUGGGUGUCAUACAGCAUUAGGAUUGAUAAUGGACGCAGAAUCCUUGUUGUAAUACAUAAAUACACUGUUUCCCUGUUUUAUUUACCCACUAUUGGUUAGUCGACGUGUGUCGACAGGUGUGAGGGCUUUGUCAAAGGCGUCUGUGGGGAUAACUGUCGGUUGAUUAAGCUCUAGAUUGGCCGGGACGAGUUGGUUUCGAUGCUCUCAAGGAGUCCGAAUAUUAAUCUCUUCACAACGCGGAGAGAAAUCUAUGACAGUCAACUCCUGGUCGACGCAGAGCCCGGUCGCAAGGGAUCAUACACAGGCAGCUAAGUGAUAUUUUAUUUCUAUACUUUGACCUUAUUUGCAAUGGAUGCACUUGAGGGAGUUUGGUAGUCAGGUAAGCUUCCGAUAGAAUUAUCCUGCCCAGAGUGGGUAGGGCUUGCCUAUGUUUAUUUUUCCUUAUAACAUUACAGCAGGCUGCCAAGUGACAGCAGGUGGUGUGACCGGAAAAAUGCGGAGGAGGUCUCCGGGAGAUGCUGGUGGGAGGUAUACAGCUGUUUGGUGUGGCCUCUCUUCAGUUAAUCUCGGCGGUAUCCGCUGAUGAGGCUGAAUUCGAGAGUUAACCUCCUUCACAACAGUGGAUGACGCAUUCUUUUGUGGGAUGCAGUCGUUUAACCGGUUCAAGACCGUUCUUUUUCCUUUUCUGUGUAGACAGUGGAAGGUGAAAAGGUAAGUGUUCUGCAACCUGGUUAGGUUCGCAGAAGUGGAUGUAGUUUCUGUUUCCACUAUAUACACCACUUGUCGCUGAGUCUAUCUGGCUGGUCCCCACUUCGGUGACCACUUGUCCACUAAUUUUCAGUUAGUCUAGGAAUAGACUACGACAUGUGAGUUAUUUAUAGAAGCCAAAGGGGAACGUUCUGAGUUACGGUUGUUUCCCCUUACUGUUUUUUCUAAUAGAUUUUGCCUCUCCCCUAUGGAAGGGGAGGUAACACGCAACGCCUUACAGAGGUGCGUCACGUUCAGGACAUUGUCUGGUUGUCCCUGUAAAAAUGUGCAUAUCCUUGUUUAUUUGACGGUUCUUCGGCGCAGAAAUGGGCCUGUUGUUCCCAACGACGCAGAUGUCAGAAGUGGUUUUCAGAGUGGAUACUGACCGGUUAAGGUUUGGUGUUUUCCUGUGGAAAGAGGUCUGAGGGUCCAGAGUUGGAUCGACUUUGAGGUGACACCUCAUCAAUAGGUUCCAUUAAGAAGACAGAUGGAUGCGGCAUGAGAGGUUUUUUUUCGGAGAGCAGGUCUAAUACCAGAGUGAUUUUCAUGGGACCAGUUGGAAAUGUGGUCCGGGUCACACCUGUGCAUCCACCGGAAUAUAAUCAAAACGGCCAGGACAUCGCUCCUGUGGUGUCUGCUCGAUUUUUUUCCUUCUAGAGGGAUAAAGGUUUAGAUCUUGGUGUCCGUGCAUAUAGAUCUCCGAAGCUGGGGAGCAGUCCUUUGCAAGGGACGUAUUUCCAGAGGAUGAGGUCAGGUUGGGAAACUUGUCUGCUGUAAGUUUUGGAAUUAAGAGCUAUUUUAGACGAACGUGUUCUUCAUGCUCUGCCGUGUUAAUUCUGCCAGAAGCCUUGUCAGAAAUGGCGUAAGUAAGCCGCUAGGGCGGAACAAAAAAAAAACCACGAAAAUGGCAGAAGAUGCGCUGUUUGCAGUUGAGGGGGAAGUCUGGUAAACGCUAUGUUAGCAGUCUUCAUUCCGGAGGUAAACGACGGAGACAUAGAUUUCCUUUGCGACAUGAUAUUCAGCCGGGAAAAAUACUGUCAUUAUUGAGAAGCUUUCCCAGACGUGCCAAGUCUUUGUGGAGUGUCGCAAUUGGACAUGUUGGCGUUUCGCCUCAACGUGAGACCUCGAGGAGAGGGUUCCAGGUUAAGAGACACUCAGGAUAUAGCAGCGGACAUCCUUGUGACACUGUUUUUAGUCGGUCGAGGUGGCCUCUCCGCUUUCACUUUUCUGGCAGUGGUAAGCGUAAGAUGAUCGAUGAUCCUCUGAACUCCGGUCUAACCAGAGAGGGUUGGCUAUCCAGUUUUCAUGGUUUACUCAUAGAAAAUUACUGCCCUCUUCCUUUACGUGACGUAAUGUUACAACAGGAUCAGGGCGUGUAUCAGGACUUACCGCGGCUGCGUCUAAUGGUGGGGCGGUUGAAGGUCGUAUCCUAAGCUGAAUGGGUGUUCCCAGUGAAGUCGUUUCUUCAAUUCUUCCGGCUUGGAAAGAACUCACGGCACAGCGUUAGAACCGUUGUUGGAGUAAUUAUGUGUCUCGGUGUGUAUCCAGGAAGGCUCCUAUGGAGGACUUUCAGCUAGGUCCUGCUUAUCCAUACGUUACAAGCCGAUGUGAAGGCAAGACUAUAUUAAGUUUCUUUGCGGAAAUUCUCGUUUGGAAAGUGGUCAGGUUUUUGACUUCGACGUCCGCAAGGCGGGUGUCGGACGUGGUGGUAUUGUCCCACAAGAGCCUUGUUUGAUCUUUCAGGUGGAUAGAGAGGAAUUGAGUACUCGGUUGAUAAUUCUACCAAGAGGGGUUUCGCAGAAAUCAGGCUUUUGUUGAUGCAGGGGGUUACUUAGGCAUUAGCUGGUUCAAACCCCCUUGCUCUAGCCAGGGUUUUGAGUAUGCAAGUCAUCUAUUUGGCUUAGUUUGGAGUAACAGAGACCCUGUUUAUGUGGUAUGUUCCCAGCUUACUUUGGGAGACUGCGUUAUGCAGUUUGUUACAUGCUGAAUCUGUGAUGCGGUCUGGCAUGUUUGUUCUACGGCUGCUUUGCCGUCACCGAAGUCGGUGGAGGUUCCUUCUUUUGGGAAGAUGGGAUUUUCUUGGGCGAAUGCCCGAGGAGUCUCGGCGGUUCAACUUUGCCGAGCGGAUUCUUGGUCUGGGUCAAAAGUUUUUGCCAUGCUUUACAAGUUUGAUACCCGGAUUGUUGAGGACCUUAUGUUUGCUCAUUCGGUGCUGCAGAGUCGUCUGCACUCUCCCGCCCGUUUUGGAGCUUUGGUAUAAACCCCAUGGUCCUUUUGGAAUCCCCAGCAUCCUCUGGGACGUAUGAGAAAAUAGGAUUUUGGUACCUACCGGUAAAUCCUUUUCUCUUGGUCCGUAGAGGAUGCUGGGCGCCCGUCCCAGUGUGUACGGUCUACACAGUUAUUGCUUUUUGGUUACACCCUGGUGGUGUGUCUUCUCUAUCUGGUGGUUGCUACCGUUGUUCAUGACAUAGCAUGCAGGGUCCUAUUUUUGUUUCUGUGGACACAUGGGUUGUGUUACAUAUUCUCUCAGGGUUUUGUUCAUGCCGUUGACUGGUAUUCUACUGAGUGCCACGUUCUACGGUGUGUUUGAGGUGUGAGCUGGUAUGACACUCACUGUGUUUAUAACAAUAAAUUCUUUCCUCGAAAAUGUCCAUCUCUCCUGGGCACAGUUUUCUAACUGAGGUCUGGAGGAGGGUCAUAGAGGGAGGAUCCAGUUCACACCCACUUUAAGUCUUUACAGUGUGCCCAAGCUCCUGCGGAUCCGUCUAUACCCCAUGGUCCUUUUGGAAUCCCCAGCAUCCUCUACAGACUAAGAGAAAAGGAUUUACUGGUAGUUACCAAAAUCCUAUUUUACUUCCUAAAUAAUACAUCCCAAAGGCUUAGGUCUUUUUUCUGCUGUUUAUUUAGUAUCUUGUGCUUUGUGUAAAUGUGAAUGUCUAAUACCAGUUUCCACAAUCUGUAUUGCUGCACGACAAUAUGGCGGCCAUUGGAACGUGUUUUCACUUCUAGUUUGCCUAACUUGUUGCAGUCACUCAUCUUGAUCAGGAGUGCUGAGUGUUUUCAGAUACAAGAUCCUGUCCAUAUAUACCCUGUACAUUAUCAUGUGCAUUAGAGUCACCCGGGUUCCAUCUGCGGUGGUUUGUUGUAAGUUACAUCUAUAUGGUGCGGAUACUCCUCUGUAUGAUUUCAUAAUAAAAGCUUUUGUUUGCAUCUAA
Molecule: messenger RNA, 7635 nt
Organism: Pseudophryne corroboree (corroboree frog)
Lineage: Eukaryota; Metazoa; Chordata; Amphibia; Anura; Myobatrachidae
Product: oocyte zinc finger protein XlCOF6.1-like
Exons: 1
Coding region: 118-1311 (397 amino acids)
Source: RefSeq, a predicted model, not a curated record